CUCAAUACAGUCUGUGCGGGUUGGGGAUUAGGAGGAGGGGCAGGGACGGGUAGACGUAAACAUUUUUAUUUCUUCUGUUACUCUUUAUUUGACCCGGCAAGAUGAUCCACAGCCUCUUCAUCAUCAACUCUUCCGGGGAUGUGUUCAUGGAGAAGCACUGGAAGAGUGUCAUCCCUCGCUCCAUUUGUGACUACUUCUUUGAUGCACAGAGGAAAGCCAACAACAAUGAGGACAUUCCCCCAGUGAUCACCACACCCCACCACUACCUCCUCAGCAUCCUGCGCAGCAACCUCUUCUUUGUCGCCGUCUGCAUGACUGAAGUGCCUCCUUUGUUUGUCAUUGAGUUCUUGCACCGAGUAGUGGACACAUUUGAGGACUACUUUGGGGAGUGCACGGAAUCCAUUAUCAAGGAACAUUAUGUGGUGGUGUACGAGCUACUUGAUGAGAUGCUGGACAAUGGUUUCCCAUUGGCUACUGAAAGCAACAUCCUGAAGGAGCUUAUCAAACCACCCAACAUCCUGCGCACCAUUGCCAACACUGUUACUGGCAAGUCCAAAGAGUACAGUGUGAGUGCCACACUGCCCACCGGCCAGCUGAGCAAUGUGCCUUGGCGGCGGUCAGGAGUCAAGUACACCAACAAUGAAGCCUACUUUGAUGUGACUGAGGAGGUGGACGCCAUCAUUGACAAGGCUGGUGGCACGGUCACAGCUGAAAUUCAAGGCUAUAUUGACUGCUGUGUGAAAUUAUCAGGGAUGCCAGACCUCACCCUUACCUUCAUGAACUCUCGACUCUUUGAUGACAUAUCCUUCCACCCAUGUGUCAGACUCAAGCGCUGGGAGUCCGAGAGGGUGUUGUCCUUCAUCCCACCAGAUGGAAACUCUCGCCUGCUUUCCUACCACAUAGGCCCCCAGUCAGUGGUGGCCAUCCCCGUGUACAUCCGACACAACAUUUCCUUCAGAGAUGUGGGUGGUGGCAGGCUGGACAUUACUGUGGGUCCCAAGCAGACUAUGGGUCGAGUGGUGGAGGGUGUUGUGUUGGAGAUACCUAUGCCAAAGUGUGUUCUGAAUUGUAACCUCACCGUGACACAAGGAAAGUACACCUUUGACCCAGUGUCCAAGCUCCUCAACUGGAACAUUGGCCGCAUUGACCCCACCAAGCUACCAAACAUGCGCGGCAAUAUCAGUGUACAAAGUGGAUCUCCUCCCCCAGAGAGCAACCCAAUAAUAAAUGUGCAGUUUGUUGUCACACAGCGGGCUCUCUCUGGCCUCAAGGUGAACCGUUUGGACAUCUAUGGGGAGAAGUAUAACCCAUUUAAGGGUGUUAAGUACGUCACCAAGGCUGGUCGCUUCCAAGUGCGGACAUGAGCUCACCGGUGCCUCACCCACCACCAACAACAUAUUUCUUUGUUCUGAGAUUACUUACUUUCAGGCUUACUGUCACACCCAGCCUAACAUCAACAGAUGUCCAAGGGCUGAGAUCAUCAUCACCAUCAUUUUGCUCAGUGACAAUGUGCUAUGCUAUGCCUAAGCUCCUGGAGUGCAUCAGGGUACUCCAUGAGACUGUCCUCUCCACUGGACCAUCCUAUGUUAUAUAUAUAUAUAUAUA
This is a messenger RNA of Portunus trituberculatus (swimming crab), 1605 nucleotides long. It is a transcript of the gene carmine, whose product is annotated as AP-3 complex subunit mu-1-like. Gene Ontology annotation, cellular component: clathrin adaptor complex; cytoplasmic vesicle. Lineage: Eukaryota; Metazoa; Arthropoda; Malacostraca; Decapoda; Portunidae. The record is from RefSeq and is a predicted model, not a curated record. Gene Ontology annotation, biological process: intracellular protein transport; endocytosis. The coding region runs from base 102 to 1364 and encodes 420 amino acids. The transcript is spliced from 11 exons.